This is a messenger RNA of Aspergillus sclerotioniger CBS 115572, 1208 nucleotides long. RefSeq lists its product as uncharacterized. The transcript has 2 exons. Bases 81 to 995 code for a protein of 304 amino acids. Lineage: Eukaryota; Fungi; Ascomycota; Eurotiomycetes; Eurotiales; Aspergillaceae. The record is from RefSeq and is a predicted model, not a curated record.
ACUUAAUGCUCUGAUUCCCCGGACAAUCGUGGCCUUCCGCGAAAGCUUGUCCUUCUGUCUACCUUCUGGCUGCCGUCGUUAUGUAUUUCCAGGGUUAUCUGGGCAGGAUCGUAUGCCUCGUAUGGCUUCUGCUUGCUCUGCAAGAUGCAUGGUUUGUUCGCGCAGAGGGUUUUACCUUUCCGACAUCAACCGAGGAUAAGUUCAUUGUGGGAGACCUGGUCAAUGUGUCUUGGAAUGUGGUCACAUCGCGCAUUUCUCUGUACGAGGUGUGCAGCUCGGCAGUUGCGCUGGAAUUAAAUGUCACCAAUGAUUUUAGCUAUGUUUGGAAUGCAACCCGCGACAACUACCGAGAGUCUGGAUGCGCCUUUGAGCUUGCGCCACUGGACUUUAACGGCAAUCCCAAUCCCCCAAACCUCACGAGCGAGAUGUUCGGCGUCAGCAAGCGCUAUAAUGAUGACCCUGCACCGGUAUCGUACAACUUUUAUGGCACGACCACUACCAGCACUGCAACUGCGACGUCUACUUCGGUAACAACCAGCACCGGUACCCACACCAGCACCAGCACCAGCACCAGCACCAGCACCAGCACCAGCACCAGCACCAUCUCCACUGCGGUGGCCGAAACAUCAGCAGCAUUCUCUACACAAACCGCUGUUGCCCAGAAGACUGGUCUCACUGUUGCCCAGAAAGUCGGGAUUGGUCUCGGGGUUCCACUGGGAGUGCUAGCGAUCGCUGCAAUCAUCGGGGCUCUCGCUUUCCUGUACCGUCAUCGAUUGCGAAAAGAGAGGGAUUCGGGACAUUUUCCGACCAUGGACCAAGCAGCAUCCCCCAUGGUGGUGGAGGAAGCGAAAGUCCCCUCAGACCCUCGCAUGUCCAGGGCCGAGACUCUGAUUGCAGAGCUGCCUUCGCACUCUGAUCUGGGAGGUAUAGAGGAGAUGGACAGUAACCGGCCGAUAAGUGAGCUGAUGGGAACGCCCCGGAACGAGCUCCAUUGACUUGAUGAAGGUGUGAUUGUUGGUAAUAUGCGUUAUGAUUAUGACUACUUACUGAGGGAGGACUACUUACUGAGGGAGCACCUUUUUAGUUAUGUGGAUCAUGUAAUAUCUAAUGGCCUGAUACAGACAUGUUAAUUAAUAUAAUCAUGGAUACUCGGCUAUCUCCGUCUCCCCCUCCCCUUGGGGUUCGCAAAGCAAAGCAGACCUAGAUAU